Closterium sp. Naga37s-1 is the source of this 1878-nucleotide messenger RNA. The record is from the annotation of a GenBank genome assembly. Lineage: Eukaryota; Viridiplantae; Streptophyta; Zygnematophyceae; Desmidiales; Closteriaceae.
AUGUAUCUCGUCGUUGUCGUCGUCUCGCUCCUCUUGCUCCGCGCAUCGCAGCCGUCCGUCAUGGCGCAGAUGCCGUCCAACAUGCCAGGCGGGCAGAUUGGCGGCGAGGCGGGUAUCGAGCGAGCCAUGUCUCUUUUCCGAGUGAGUUCCGCUCGCUCGCUCGCUCCCGUCUGCACACAGCGUGCUGCGAUGAUGGCGGGAUGCAUGGAAGAGCGUAGCAUAUGGGAGGAGGCCUACGGAUUGCAACCCGACAACCACAUGCCGCUCUCAUGCUCCCUCCCUUCGCACCCCACCUUGCUCCCUCAGAUAUGGGAGGAGGCCUACGGAUUGAACCAUGACAUAUGGGAGGAGGCGUACGGAUUGAAACAAGACAUCCACUUGCCGCCCGCAAAAAUCACCUUGCCGGACAUCGUGCCGCGCGCGCCGCACCUGGAGGACUGCGAGGCGCUGACAUCGGCGAGGAGGGAGUCGGAGAGACGCGGAGGGGACGGGCAGCCUCCUCUGUGGGCGCGGCGUGUUGAUAACUGCUCCUCCGAGUGCAACCCGCAACCACCAUGGGUUCGUGGGUCCGAUGCGGACAACCUGCCACUGACGCGCGUGGUACAGCGGGAUCUGUGGGAGCACCAGCUGUUUCCCGGCAGCUGCGACGGCAAGCGCGUGCUCGUCGUGCCGUGGCCCGACAAGACCCACCACGGCGUGGGUUCCCAGAUACACGUGAUGAGCACGUUUCUGAGCCUGGCCCUGAUUCACAACCGCACACUCGUGCCCGCGCCUGGCUCGUACGACCGAGCAUUCACAGAGACAUGCAACUCCACAAGCACGGGCGGGGCGUGGGGUUGCUACUUCUUCCCCAUAGUGAAUCCUGACUGUGAGCGAUUAGUCACAGAUACGACAGCCAACAACACCAUGCCCUCCCUCUCCUCCGACAAGGUGGGCCACAAUCGCCUGGCUGCCUCGGCCGACCCUGUGGUGCAUCUCAACUCAAGCUGCGACAGCCAGAUGAAGUUUGAGGCCCGCGCUGCCACGCUCUGGGGCGAUGCGUACGCGAGGGCCCCGAAUGUGGUGGACUAUAUGGGGGAGCAGCCGCCCGUUGACGACAAACACUCAAUGGUGCACUGGUGGCGAUCCCAGUCAACACGCUUCAUGAUGCGCUGGCCCUCACCCCACACGUGCCACCAAACCAACAAGGAGCGCCACACAGCCUACGGCCUCCACACCGCAUCCCACCUGUCUCGAUACACCGAAACCCAGUCCGAGAUCAUUCGGGCCGUUGCAGGCAACGCGUCCGAAGCACCCGAAUCCAAGAAACUUGCCGAGAUUUCCGCGGGCCCUCCGGGGCCCAUCGAGGGGCAAGUGUGGGCUGUCCGGGGGUUCGCGGGGUGUGAUGAGACUUGCAUGGGUGCAGCGGAUGCCAAGGCGAUACGGGAGACGUACGCAGCGGUGGGAGGGGAGCCGUUUGUGGUGCGGCUGAUUGUGAGUGUGCACGUGCGGCAGAGUGACAAGGGCACUGAGAUGCGCCUGUCUCCGCUCGCCACACACAUGUUCUUUGUGCACCGGCUGCGGCGCCAUGUGCCGGACCUGCGAUACGUGUGGCUCAACACAGAGAUGGAGUCCGUGAUCAAAGAAUCAGCCUUGUACCUCGACUGGAAGUUUCUUUACUCGUCCAACUCGCGCCAACCCAUGGACUCCAGGUCGGGCCGCGAGUACGAGCUCAAGCAGUCGGUUACAGCGAGUUUCGCGAGUGUUAUUAUCGCGUCGCAGUGCGACUACUUUGUGGGUGCGCUCGGGUCUAAUUGGAGCAGAUUAAUGAACGAACUGCGCUCGACGAAUGGCAGGUUGCUUAGCGGCUUUUAUACAGUCAACAUGGGGGACUGGUAG